GCGACAAAUGAAACUUCUCUGACAUUUAUGAGAAAGACAACUGCGUUACAUGAAGGCAGGUAGAAUACAUGGACUCUCACACGCUGAAGAAUGAACCUUCGAGACUUUCCGCUAUACAUCAUGGAAACUUUAAAAGGCUGGCCUUCACUAUAUCAAUCUGUUGUUGUGUUCAUGCUCCUUACAACAAUCAGCAAAGGGUCAGCGUGCAAGGCUCCUUCCAGUCCUCAGUGCUUCAGGAGAAGAGCCGACGAGUCUGUUUACUUGUGUGAAUGGAGCAUGGAGACGAUGGAGAGCGAUGUAACGUUUGACCUUUACUUUAAUGAAACAAAAUUUGAGAGCAUUAGGAAAACCUGGUCUCAGUUCAACGAGGAACAGCUUAUCAGAUACCGUCCGGUUGACAUUUGGGUGGAGGCUCACGCAGAAAACUCCAGCUGCACGUCCACCAGGAGGUCUGUUGUACUGGGGCAGACAGUUAAGUAUGAAGCGCCACAAAAUAUUGCCAUGUCCUGGUUAAAAAACAACCUGAACUUGAGCUGGAAAGCAGCAGAGAAGCAUCCAGCUUUAGCUGAGGUCCGGUUCCGACGUCAUGAACACCCCACAGAAUCAUGGGAGAAUAGAACAAGGCGUACCACCAAUGAGACCCUUAUGUACCAGGUGAUUGUUGAGAAUCUGUUGAAGCACACAGCUUACCAGGUUCAAAUCAGACAUCGGUCCAAUCAGGUCCUGAACCCGCUGUGGAGUGACUGGUCUCCAGUUGUGAUUGUUCCUGCAGAGCUGGGGGAAAAACCUGAAGUCAACAUUAAGAAAAGGCUUGUAAAUGGCACUCGAAAGGUGAUGCUAACGUGGAAGCCGAUGCCUCAUGCAACAGCAGUCACAGGAGUGACGUACAGCCUGAGGGACACACAGUCUUCUCUUGGAUGUCCAUGUCAGAGCUGGACACAUCCCGUCAAACUGAAUAAACACACUACUUAUGUGUCGUACUCUGCUGUCAACAUCUCUGUUAUCGCCACAAAUGCAGCAGGACCUUCUCCUCCAGCAAUCAUACAAGUACCGGCCGAACCUGCUGCAGAUUUAGAGAUUUGUGACACAACGUUACUGGAUGAAAAAUUAAAAAAGAGCACUUGCCUUGAGUUGUCCGAGCUUCAAGAUGGAGAUUCAAGGCCAAAAAAUGUCAUCACGUUAGCAGGAAGGAUGAAAAAAACAGAAAGGGAGCAAAUACGAAAUACCACUAAGGAUUUCGUUCGCUACCUUUACUUUGAACACAGAUGUGAUGGUAGGAAACCGCAGACAGUUAAAAUGUGCCUCUUUUAUCAGAAAGAGGGUGUUCCACGCAGAGAACCACAGGACUUCAGCCCCUUCAGUGAAACACACAGUUCUGUUCACCUGUCUUGGAAAGCGAUUCCCACUGAAGACCAGCGAGGGUUCCUCACACACUACAGCCUCUGCAGCGUGAAAAUCAGCUCACACGAUGAGCCGAAAGUGUGCCAUAUCAUAUCAGCCUCGCUGACAAAACACCGUCUGGAAAACUUGACGCCCGGGGCGAAAUACAACAUCAGCCUGGUCGGAAUGACACGAGCGGGCGAAGGACCUAAAGCCACAGUGACAGUCAACACGCUGCUGGAGACGCCUGUGAAUGCAUUAUGGAGUUUCAGCUUGCUGCUUCUGUUCUUUCUCAUCUCAACAUCGUGCACCUGUAUCUUGAAGAGAAUCAAAAACAAGAUCUUCCCUCCUGUGCCGAAACCCGUUAUUCCAGAUUUCACCUGUUAUGAGAGUCAGGAGAUGCUGGAGAGAAAGGAGGAGGUGCAUGAGCUGACGCUGCACCAGCUACAUCCAGAGGGCAAGCGCGUCCCCAAGGAUGUAGAGGAAACCAUUCUCCAUGAACACGUGGAGAAUGAGAGGGAUGAUUCAAGGAUGUCAGGAGGGAACAGUGAUGAGUGUUUGAGUCCCGGCUCUACAGAACAGGCGCUGAGGAGCUCCAGAGAAGGAGAAGUGACAGAUCUGGAGCAGGUGGACAAUGAGAUCGCAAUGCUGACAUACAGGAAUGGUUUGGUCUUUGAUGUCAAGACUGACUCGCCUUAAAAAGCAGGAGGGCUAGCCACUCACAGGCUUUGUCAAUGCACGUUGUCAAUAAACUGUUCACAGCAAAUCCUGGUCCAGGCUUUCAUGAGUGUUGCUCGUUUCAGUGGCUUCCACACAAAGAAACUCUGAUCACAGGAAAAUUAUCUGUGAGGAACUUUUCAUUUUCACUUUUAACACCAGUCUCUGGUUAAUUAUUACAUUUACUUUACCAUGACUGCAAAGAUCAGAUGGGCUCCAACUUUAAUAGUUUGAUUUUCUCCACAAUAAGCAUUACAGCCUCACAGACUCUUGGUCUUAGCAGCUACAUCUUGAUUAAACCCCAUGAAACCCCUUACAAUAUAGUAAAAUAAUAUAUAUAGUCUAACCAUAAAAUGUUUACCUCAGGUGAGAGAUGUCAAAAUAACAAUAAAAUAUCAGCUUUACUUUGAAGAGCUUGGACCAUUGUUUGGCCAUAACCUGAGACUGCAAAGACAAAGGAGCAGUGUAUUUGGUGGCUGAGUAGCACAACCUGAGCCUGUGAAGAGGUCAUCUGACAGGAAGUGGUUUCAAAAAAAAAACAUGGCCUUAAAAGAGAGGUAGCUAAUGCAAGGUGAAAUGCUCGAUUACCCAUAGCCAAAGAGAACUGGGUGGAGUUUGGAUCUACCUGGUUCAAACUAGAGCGUGUCAUGUCCAUUUAAAGGACGUGAUGACAGGCUGGCAGCACUGUCCCACACACACUGCACUUUGAUUUCCCAACAGAAGAAAAACAUUGUGUGGAAGAGAAUGAAACCAGCGUGAACGUCACUCUAUUGUUUUACAUAUGAGUCACUUCCACCACAUCAAGAUUAAAAUCAUUGGUUGUGACCACAGAGAACAGGCUAACAUCUGAUAAACAUGAUGUGUGCUGAGGAACAUACUAUGAACAGAUACCACUGUGUUUUUGUUCUGUCUGUCUAUAAUAAGUACAUAAUUUACUGCAUUUAUAUUAAAGGCAGUAUGAGCAUGUAUUUACAGGACAUACAGACUUGAGUUUCCAGACAUUAGUUUAUUGACAUGAAGUGGUUUAUAAGGAUUUAACUGUUAAAUUCUGCCUAUAUGGGAGAUUUUAAUACAAAUCUGAGGUACUUGCAUUUUAUUGAAGUGAUUCCAUUUGAUGCAACUUUAUAUUUCUAAAAUAUAACAUUGCAAGAUGGUUAAUAUCAGUUUUGGAAGUGGGGAGUGGAUAUGUAAAUGUUUUUUGUCUUUAGCUCUUCGACAGCAGCUGGUGCUGCCUGGGUCACUGGCCAUGAACUCUAAAGUCUUAAGUUUUAUUCAGAUUCAUUGUCUCAGUGAUGACUGAUUCGAAGGUCCCACAGUUGGAAUAACGAUAUAUAAAAACUUUUAUCCGAGUAUAUUGACGACCUUCCGAGCAUUAAUUUCCGUUAGAACUGAAGGAAUGGAAACAAAAGCCACCAUUUAAGGACGUUUUCAGAUCAUUUGGACUGUGGAAUAAAAGAUAAAAUUGUCUGUCAUCAGUAUAGAUUUGGAAGAAAUGUUGUGUUGUCACCGUAGUUUUAUGAACAAAACAACUAGGACUUUCAUUUUGACUUAUUUUGUCACACAAGAAGUUAAGAAGCUUCAAUGCGCUUUAUACUUGCACAUGUGAAUAAAUCAAACGGACACAGUGUCUGUCCCCCUCUUUGUCUGCUUUCCUGCAUGAAUACGUUGCCGUACUUCAGUGGUCUGCUCUACGUUACAUGUUGUAGCACAGGUUGUCCAGCAGAUGGCAGGAUAGAGAUCUUUGCUGAU
This is a messenger RNA of Chelmon rostratus (copperband butterflyfish), 3846 nucleotides long. It is a transcript of the gene il12rb1, whose product is annotated as interleukin 12 receptor subunit beta 1. The record is from RefSeq and is a predicted model, not a curated record. NCBI's taxonomy places the organism in Eukaryota, Metazoa, Chordata, Actinopteri, Chaetodontiformes, Chaetodontidae. Gene Ontology annotation, molecular function: cytokine receptor activity; protein binding. Gene Ontology annotation, biological process: cytokine-mediated signaling pathway. Bases 91 to 2079 code for a protein of 662 amino acids. The transcript has 15 exons. Gene Ontology annotation, cellular component: external side of plasma membrane.